Molecule: messenger RNA, 5398 nt
Organism: Callorhinchus milii (elephant shark)
Lineage: Eukaryota; Metazoa; Chordata; Chondrichthyes; Chimaeriformes; Callorhinchidae
Product: serine/threonine-protein kinase Nek8-like
Exons: 21
Coding region: 62-3583 (1173 amino acids)
Biological process (GO): protein phosphorylation
Molecular function (GO): ATP binding; protein kinase activity
Source: RefSeq, a predicted model, not a curated record
AUAAUAGACAGAAGGGUGGGAGGAAUUCACUGUGCGCAUUUGAUAGCAGGGAGUCAUCAACAUGCAACUGAACAAAUACAGUGUCCCGGUGUCCAUGGCGAGAGACGUAUUGGGGAGCGAGCUACAGGCAGCUCCGGAUCAGGAUGGGACAAAGCUCCACAUAUUGGACCUUUACUGUGACAAACUGAAGCAGCCCCACUCUCAAACCCUGGCAGAGUUUGAGAAGAUACACACAGUGGGAAAAGGGGCCUACGGGACGGCUGUUUUGUAUCGGAAGAAGGACGAUGAUUCACUGGUUAUACUGAAAGAGAUCAACAUGCACGAGUUGAACCACAUUGAGAGACAGAGGGCAAUGAACGAGGUGAAGGUGCUUUCCAUGUUAGACCAUCCCAAUAUUAUCAGCUACUACGACAGCUUCGAGGAGGAAGGCUUGCUGAUGAUUGAAAUGGAAUAUGCUGACGGAGGAACCCUGGCACAGUACCUGGCACAGCAGGACGGGGAGUUGGAGGAACGGGAUAUACUCAAUCUCUUUCACCAGAUGGUGGCCGCCAUCUCCUACUUGCACGAACACAAUGUGUUGCAUCGAGACCUGAAAACAGCAAACAUCUUCCUCACCAAAGACAGCGAGGUGAAGCUCGGCGAUUUCGGGGUGGCUAAGGUGAUGUCAACAGGAAGCGAGGCACACACUAUUUUAGGUACUCCCUAUUACAUCUCACCGGAGAUCUGUGAAGGAAAGUGCUACAAUGAGAAAUCAGACAUCUGGUCACUUGGCUGCAUUCUUUACGAGAUGGCCUGUCGUCGACGCACGUUCGAAGGCACUAACCUGCCAGCGGUCGUGAACAAAAUCAUGAAGGGGCAAUUUGCUCCGAUCACUGACAGGUACAGCCCUGAGUUGAAAGCGCUUGUGACGGACAUGCUGCAGAAGGAACCUCAGUACCGUCCUGCUGCUCACGAGCUGCUGUACGUUCGCAUCCCCGAAGCCUUGGUGAAAUACAAAGAAACUCCAGACGAGGAGGCAGGAGCUGGGAUCAGUGACCCUCAACCUCACCCGAAUCACAAGCGAAACAGGCGCUCGGCUCUUUAUCACCUUCACGUGCCUGACCUGGAACUUUGCCCGAUUGAGGGGUUCCCCACAAAGAUCAGAAUCACACAGGUUGCUGUGAGUGAUGGCCACACGGUGGCAGUGGGGAUGGAGAGAGCAGUGUACACGUGGGGGAGGAACCGGAAAGGACAGCUCGGUCACGGAGAUCUGCAGUCACGCUCGCGGCCACAGCUGGUGGAUGCACUGAAAGGAAAAGCCAUCGUCAGGGCCUGUUGUGGAGAUGUGUUCAGUGUGUUUCUCAGUGACAAUGGCAUUGUGAUGACCUGCGGUGACGGAUCCCAAGGCUGCCUGGGACACGGGGACCUCUGCAGCACCUCCAGGCCUUGUCUGAUCGAAGCCCUUCUCAGUGUAAACGUGCAGGACAUUGCCUGUGGCCUGCAACACGUGGUGUGUGUCGAUGGUGAUGGGGAGGUGUUUUCCUGGGGCAAUGGGAGACAUGGAAAGCUGGGGCUUGGGAAUGAGGAUGAUCACUGUGUGCCAGUGAAGGUGGCCUUUGAGGAACAGGUCUUCAUAAGAGAUGUGCGCAGUGGAUCUGAUGGAACCAUGUUCUUAACAGAUACUGGCAGUGUCUUGGCCUGUGGUAACAAUCAAUACAAUAAACUGGGUCUGAAUGAGAGACGGGGCCUUCUCAUGCAGAUGACAACACUGUUUGCACGAACUGAUGUUGAAGGUAGGAAGGUCCCCACAAUCGUAAAGGCAUUGAGGCACCAUCGUGUGAGAGACGCGGUCCUCGGCCCAUCUCACAGCAUUGUCCUGGUGGAGCCCGGCCUUCUGUUUACCUUCGGGAAGAACACAGAGGGACAGCUUGGCACUGCCAACACCAAAGCGUAUAAAGUACCAGUGCAUGUGAAGGAGCUCCAGGAUAAAACGUUAACUACACUUGGUUGCGGAGAGACAUUUAGCGUUGUUGGGGCUGAUGAUAAUUCCAUCCUCUUCUGGGGAACCAAGCACAGAUCUGCAGGAUCGACAGAUCAGCUGGGCCUGACCGCUGUGAAUCAAGCAGCCACAGAGGUAGCAGGAGCUCCAGUCUGCCCACCCAAAGCCGAGGAGCCCAGUGUGAGGCCAGGCAACUCCACUGCGAGGAACAAAGACACUGACAGUGAAAAUCAUAAAAAGGAGCAAGUUGGAACCAGCCUGGGAAAAGAAUCGAAGCAAGCUGGAGAGGGAAACUUGGAUGCACAAGAAUCAUCUUCGUUGAUUCCUGCAGCACAGAGAGUGUCCAAGCCAGACUCACUGGAAGAACAUGUCACGUACAUGAACUCAAUGUCUGUGAAAGACCCAAUGGAAACCAGACUGGCCAAUUGUAAGUCUGAGAGCAAGGAUGUCCGAGACCUGGGCAGGUCCAAGGUGUUUGGGAGUCAGAUCAGCUUCCAAGACCGAGAAGCCAUCCAGCAGCUCGUACCGACCCUUCUCGUGUCUCUGAAGCAGGUUCUGCAGGAGAGCAGCGAUACACACGCUCCCACUCUGCGGACUGUUAUCUGCAACAAGGAGAACAUCUUUGUCCUUGUUGAGCACUCUCUCCCCUUGUCCCACAAGAGGGUCAGGAAACAUCGGAAUUUCCGGAGGCGCGGAGGCCGGGAAUACACCGAGCAGCAACUGGGACACAAUCUUCACUACUCCCACUCCAGCAACGAUGCCGGUGAUGAGUACACCAGCUCGGAGAUGUCGGAGCUGGAGACCGGCAGGCUGAUGCCAACGUGGAUACGGAAUGAACUCAGUGACGCAGCCCCGAUCGAAGUGGGCACUGUCCCACAGGGGAAUGAGCCAGAGCUGAUCGCGGGUGAGGAUCGUGGAAGAGUAAAGGAGGUGGAAGCUGCAGGUGUUGUGGAGAGUACGGAAGCUGUCGUCAGCACAGAGAGCAAUGCAGCCACAAAGGAGCUGGAGAUGAGCUCCACCAGUGCAGUGAGAGCCCACGGAAGGAAGCUCCCUGAAGCCACAUGCAAAUCUGGAAUCCUGAGAACUAAAGUGACUGGGAGCCAUCGGGCACAUACCAGACUGAGGUCCGAGAGGGGGCACAGCAAGAGCACAGGUCCCUGGGUGAGCUCCCCACCUUCUUCCGUCAACACGUCAAAACACUUCCACCACCCAGCUCUCACUGAAUCUUCCCUCUCCAAGAAUAAGAACACUGAUCUGUCCAGAGUGGCAAAGCAGGUGCUUGAGGGAAAGCAGAGAGAGGAGGAGAGCAUUCAACAGCAAGAGGAGAAGCAGAAGAGCCUGGAAGUCCUGCAUGAGCAGCAGAGAUCCGCGAUGGAGCGAGAGACCAGACUUCAGAUGGAGAUCGACGGGCUUUACAAGGAGCUGAAGGAACAGAAGCAGCUCCUCAAACACAACUCGGAUGUGAUGCAGCAAUUACAGGAGCAGUUGCUGAAGGUACAGUCACAGCAGUUUCGGACCAGCUCCAGGGCGGAACGGGAGCAAAGCAACCAUAAAUCUCACAGAACUGCAGCAAAGGCAGAGAGCAGAGUCUGUGCCGUGAUGUAAAGUGGAUUUAUUUUGUUUGGACACAAGCAAUGCAUUGCAACUUAAGGACAAACUUCUCCCUGUCUUUGCUCUUACGCUGUGUGGGAGAUAACUGCAUCAUGACUUUCACUCGCUCAUGAGGAAAGCUUUGGGAUCCAACAAAAUGACUGAGCCACUUUGUGUGACAAAUGGGACUGCCGGAGUCUAUAAUGGAAAGCUCCCGACCCCCAUCGCCCUGGUAACCCGGAGUUUCUCCACUGACCGACACAAAGGGAGGAGAUGAAAAAAGGGAACUUUAUGACCUGUGACCUCCCCGUCUCCUUUCCUGAUCCCUUUGAACUGCCACAGAAAAGCCCACCCCUGGAGAUUGAGGAGGCAGCUGCAGUUAUCUGUCAGGCACUCACUCACUCCCCUGCAUUAAGCCACCUGAACCAGCACAGUGGAGGGUAGAGUUCAGCUUGAAACUCAAGUAGGUUUUAGGCCUUAAUGAUAAAUAAUAAUCCUUGCAUUUGAUAUAGCGCCUUAUCACGUCGUUGAGACGUUUCAAAGCGCUUCACAAAAUACACCAUAAACUGAAUUGACUGCAUAUUUUGUGGUCGAAACGCAGCAGCCAAUUGUGCACAGCAGUGCCUCACAAACAGUCGUGGACUGAAUGACUGAAUUAUUUUUUUAAGGUAUUAUUAUCCCCAGAAAGCAAACCCCAAUUGACUAACAACCAGGUUCCUACUUACUGCUAAAUAAACUUGUGUUUUUCAGGGCAAGUCUGUGGUUUGGAUUCUUUGGAUUAGGCCACAUGGUCCUCUGGCAUUGGCCACCCAAAGCUGUAACAUUAUUUUAGUUCAGGACGAUAGAAUUCAAGUAUCAUUCUAUGCUUAAGUCAUUUAUCUCCGAGGCUUUCUUCCCUGCGGGCAUUGGCUUGAAUGGGAAGAGAUAAGGAAUAUGUUCCAUUAAUUUUACAGCAAAGAUAGUUUUAUAACUGGGAAUCUGCUUAAAGAGGGUGGAGCGCAUAACUGAGAAACUCUGAUACUGAGGUUUUCGGGUGUGACCUAAUCUUGAAAUUGGAGUUAAGCCGGUUUAAAGUGACUCCCGAGAAUCUUAUUUCUUUACACAAAGUCAAGCGAGAAUGAGCCAGCCAGACCGGGAGAUGUUUAAAAGGGAAAUGGAUAAGAUACUUGGGAAAUGAGGGUAUUAAGUGAUACGGAGAACAGGCAGGGAAAUGGGAUUAGAAGAUUAAUGAGCUGCUGUGAACUAAUCGAAUAGCAAAGGAGGCUUGACUGGCUGAGUGUCCUAUUCCUGUUCCUAAAUCAGUUAAGAACAAAAUUGUGAGGAGGGGAGGGAGAGCUUCUUAGUAAGGUUUGACUGUGUAUUUCACCCACAAAUAUACAGUCAAUUCACUUUACAGUAUAUUCUGUGAAGCGCUUUGGGACGUCCAGAAGACGUGAAAAGCGCUAUAUCAAAUGCAAGGAUUAUUAUUAUAUCAAAUGCAAGUAUUAUUAUUAUUAUUAGGUGCACAUGAUUUUGAGCAGAAUGGGACAAUAGUAUUCAAAACAAUUGUGCAUUAGAUUGAAGGAAUGGUGCCUCUGCCCUGAAAGUCCAGCGACCAAGCUCAGCAGUCAGCUCUGAACCUCUAGUGACAGAGCAUCGGGGUGAGGCUAUACACAGGGUAAUUGGGGCGGAGAAAGAGGAAGAUAAGCCUGCACUUAUCUGCCUUUUAUGUUACAUCUCAGGGUGUUUUAAGUUUCUGCGCCGUUCUUGUUCGUAUGCAAUCAACCUGCCAGUUUUCAACACGGGUUGAGGUGAAACCGAGCAGAAAUAAACGUUUGGGUCAGGAACCGA